AUGUCCUACGACGACCUCAAAAUCAACUUCGAAGCAUUCAAAAUGAUAAUCUCCGAAACCCUCCCCAGGACUACGGCAUACCACUUGGGCUCAGACGAGUAUAGCACUCAGUUCAUCAAACAGCGCCUGGUUAAUUAUGUAAUUACUGCCACGCAGCUCAAGGAAGCUAUCCAUGCUUUCCGCACGCGAGAUAGGAGUAAAAUUGGGCUUUUAACAGCGAUCGCAGAAAAGGAGAUCACGGAUAAUGUUUCGAACGCGAUAGAGAGUUUCGUGAACGCGGUGAAGAUGCAACUAGAAGCGCUAGAUGCGGUGGAGCGUAUGGUGAGAGCAGAUAGGCUGGUGAAUGAGGCAUUGUCAGAGUUUUUGGAGAAGGUGCCAAUCAACUAG
Molecule: messenger RNA, 387 nt
Organism: Didymosphaeria variabile
Lineage: Eukaryota; Fungi; Ascomycota; Dothideomycetes; Pleosporales; Didymosphaeriaceae
Exons: 1
Coding region: 1-387 (128 amino acids)
Source: RefSeq, a predicted model, not a curated record